This is a messenger RNA of Hemibagrus wyckioides, 442 nucleotides long. It is a transcript of the gene cart3, whose product is annotated as cocaine- and amphetamine-regulated transcript 3. Gene Ontology annotation, molecular function: neuropeptide hormone activity. Gene Ontology annotation, biological process: adult feeding behavior; negative regulation of appetite; G protein-coupled receptor signaling pathway. Bases 56 to 412 code for a protein of 118 amino acids. Lineage: Eukaryota; Metazoa; Chordata; Actinopteri; Siluriformes; Bagridae. The record is from RefSeq and is a predicted model, not a curated record. The transcript is spliced from 3 exons.
AGAGCCAGAUAUAAACUGAUGGCAUCAUUGGGAAGCACAUGAGAAGCUGAAGAGCAUGGAGAGCUGCAGAGUGUGUGUGAUGGUGUGCGCCGCGCUGCUCUCCUGCGCCUCUGGCAAUGAAAUUUACCAUCUGGAUGACGAGGAGACGGUGGAUGUAGACAGGAGAGCCUUGAGGAACUUCUACCCUAAAGAGCCUAAUUUAACCAGCCAGAAAGAGCUUCUUGGGGCUCUGCAUGACGUUUUGGAAAAGCUGCAGAACAAACGGAUCUCACUUUGGGAAAAGAAGUUUAGCCGAGUUCCCACGUGCGGGGUCGGGCAGCAGUGUGCCGUGAGGAAAGGCUCGCGGAUCGGCAGGAUGUGCGACUGUCCCUUCGGAGCGGCUUGUAACACCUACCUGCUCAAGUGCUUAUAAUCAUUACAUCAUAUCCACUCUGAAAGGGAU